AUGACGCUCGAUUUCCAAAAGAACAAGAAGAUCCUGGAGGAGGAGGAGGAUCGCGAGCGCCGCAUGGACUUUGUGUCCGAGGAGUCCGUCAUAAGAGUCGACCGCAUCGAGGUCGACCAGGCGACUAUAGACCUGCUCGAGUCUCUCGAGAUGAAGGACCUGCCCGACAUCCUCCUAAAGGAUGACAAGGGGCCGAUCGUCGUCGCGCUGCCGAUGGGGUACGAUCGCGGUGGAGGCGGCGGAAGGCGUUACUUAGAGAGAUGA
This is a messenger RNA of Striga hermonthica, 264 nucleotides long. The record is from the annotation of a GenBank genome assembly. Lineage: Eukaryota; Viridiplantae; Streptophyta; Magnoliopsida; Lamiales; Orobanchaceae.